Molecule: messenger RNA, 1805 nt
Organism: Impatiens glandulifera
Lineage: Eukaryota; Viridiplantae; Streptophyta; Magnoliopsida; Ericales; Balsaminaceae
Product: serine/threonine-protein kinase STY13
Exons: 6
Coding region: 449-1510 (353 amino acids)
Biological process (GO): protein phosphorylation
Molecular function (GO): ATP binding; protein kinase activity
Source: RefSeq, a predicted model, not a curated record
UACUCUCUCUCUCUCUCCCAUGGACUUCAUCACCACCGUUUUCUUUUCUGUAUAAACACUCUCUCUAUCUCUACAAUUAGAUCAAACAGCAGCAGCAAAAGAAGAAGAAGAAUUGAGGACAUUUGGAAAGUUAAUAAUAACCCCCUUCUUUGCCCAUCUCUCAAUCCCCAAUAAAAAAUCAUUCUUGAAUCUUCUAUCUGCUCUCAGCCUUCUAGCUCAUUGGUUAUUCAACUUCCGAUUAAAAUCUGUCUCUUCUGUUCUGUUUGCUUUUGAGGGUUUUUCAGGGAAUGGGUUUCUUCUGUUAACUGCAUAUGGUGUAGCAGACCAGAAGAACAGAACAGAAUAGAACAGAGCAUGUCUUGUCUCUUUUCCGAUCUAUAUCUUCAGUAGCGAUACCUAGCUAGCCUUGAUUAUUUCGAUUCUUACUCUUUCAUAAGCUUCUAAGAAGAUGGGAUCUGCUAAUGGCGUUUGUCCUGUUGAAGAGUUCAAUUUGGAUUCCAAAUGGGUUAUUGAUCCAAAGCUUCUAUUCGUCGGACCAAAGAUUGGGGAAGGCGCGCACGCCAAAGUUUACGAGGGAAAAUACAAAAACCAAACGGUUGCCAUUAAAAUAGUUUACAGAGGAGACACUCCAGAGGAUAUUAUCAAGAGAGAAUCUCGGUUUGCUAGAGAGGUUGCUAUGUUAACUAAAGUUCAACACAAGAAUCUCGUUAAGUUUAUAGGAGCUUGUAAGGAACCUGUUAUGGUAAUAGUAACCGAACUUCUACUUGGGGGAACUCUUCGCAAGCAUUUAGUGAGCAAGAGGCCUGGGAAAUUGGAUAUAAAUGUUGCCAUUGGUUUUGCUCUUGAUAUCGCUCGGGCUAUGGAAUGCUUGCAUUCUCAUGGGAUAAUUCAUCGCGACUUAAAACCCGAGAACUUGCUAUUGACGGAAGACUGUAAAACGAUUAAGCUUGCUGAUUUUGGUUUAGCGAGAGAGGAGUCGUUGACUGAGAUGAUGACUGCAGAAACCGGGACAUAUCGUUGGAUGGCUCCCGAGCUUUAUAGUACGGUUACAUUAAGACAUGGUGAGAAGAAACAUUACAACCAUAAAGUGGAUGCUUAUAGCUUUGCAAUAGUAUUAUGGGAGCUCAUACACAAUAAAUUACCGUUUGAAGGCAUGUCUAAUCUUCAAGCAGCUUAUGCAGCCGCUUUCAAGAAUGUGAGGCCUAAUGCUGAGGAGCUACCUGAGGAACUGGCUCUAAUUGUGACAUCUUGUUGGAGAGAAGAUCCAAACGGGCGACCAAAUUUCAACAAAAUAAUUCAAAUGCUUUUGUGUUACCUUUCGACAACAUCUCCUCGUCCUCAUCCUCCUCCGCCAGAGCGUCUUUGUAUGAAUUCAUCGUCCGUGUUUCCACCUUAUUCUCCAGGUACCAGUUCAUUGAUGAAUAUCAAAAGAGACUCUGGCGAAGAAGAAGAAGGGGUCAUGGAAAAUGAAGGCAAGGGUAUGUUUUCUUGCUUCAAACAAUGUUAUUGAUAAAAAAAAAAAAAGGAAGAUAAUUAAGGUUUUUCAGAUGUAGGGUUAGUUUUGACUUGCUUGUAAUCAUAAUAAUAAUAAAUAAUAGAUAAUAAUAAUACUAUGUGUAUUAUAUUAUUAUUAUUAUUAUUUGCAUGGAGUCUUAAGGUUGCUGAGAUGUGUUCUUAUUGUAAAAUAAAAACAGACAGACAUGAUUAUAUAUAAGAAGGGCGUCCAAAAGCUUUUAUGGCUCCAUAUAAUUAUUUCCACAACCAUGUAACUAUAUUAUUAUUUGUAAGCAAGUUUCAAUAAUUAU